AUGACCGUCCCCUCACCGGAAGAGGGUCUGACCCCGGAGCAGCUCGCCCGCUUCCACCGCGACGGCUACCUCAUCAUCCCCGGCGCUCUGUCCCCGGAGACCGUCGGGGGCCUGCUCUCCGAGACCCACUCGCUGCUGGACAACUUCUCCCUCGCGGAUCACCCCAUGACGCGCUUCUCCACCGGCGAUAAGGCCGACCACGUCGGCGACGACUACUUCCUCUCCUCGGGCGACAAGGUCCGCUUCUUUUUCGAGGAGGACGCUUUUGACGACGCCGGCAACCUCAUCAAGCCGAAAGCCCGCGCCAUCAACAAGAUCGGCCACUACCUGCACGGCCUCUCGCCGCCCUUCGCCGCCAUCUCGGACCCGAACCCGAGCAAGGUCGGCGCCGGACCCGUCAAGGGCAAGCCGUGCGCCGUCGCCCGCAGCCUGGGCUUCCGCGACCCGCGGUGCCUGCAGAGCAUGGUCAUCUGCAAACAGCCCGAGAUCGGCGGCGCCGUGCCCCCGCACCAGGACUCGACCUUCCUGUACACGAACCCGCCGUCCGCCGUCGGCUUCUGGUACGCCCUCGAGGACGCCACGCUCGAGAACGGCUGCCUGAGCUUCCUGCCGGGCUCGCACCGCUGGGCACCCGUGACGCACCGCCUCGUGCGAAAGGCCGGGGGCGGCGCCGGCACCGAGAUGGUGGCUAACGACGGCCCGCGGUUCCCGCCCGGCGAGGAGUACGGCGGCGCGGGGGAGGAGCAGGACGGCAAGGGCGGGGAGUACGUCCCCGGCGAGGUCAAGGCCGGCGACCUGGUGCUGAUCCACGGCAACCUGCUGCACAAGAGCGAGAAGAACCUGAGCAGCAAGGGGCGCAUCAUCUACACGUUUCACGUCAUCGAGGCGGAAGGCACGGCGUACGACGAGAGGAACUGGCUGCAGCCGCCCGAGGCCGGGUUCACCAGGUUGUAUGCUUCCUAA
This is a messenger RNA of Colletotrichum higginsianum IMI 349063, 963 nucleotides long. RefSeq names its product Phytanoyl-CoA dioxygenase. Bases 1 to 963 code for a protein of 320 amino acids. NCBI's taxonomy places the organism in Eukaryota, Fungi, Ascomycota, Sordariomycetes, Glomerellales, Glomerellaceae. The record is from RefSeq and is a predicted model, not a curated record. The transcript has a single exon.